AUGGCGUCUUCAAACCGUACACAAGGAGAGCAACCUUGGUAUAUAGCCCUUGUCGGUCUUGCUGAGCAUUUUAGGACUUCAAAUCCACCAAACAUCAGAUUAUGUAUUCACUGCCUGCAGUCGGUAUUUAACUUUAAUCCUCUGCCCCAUGUAGUAGAAGCACGGACUCAUCUGCAGCUUGGUAACAUUCUCUUGACGCACGCAAAAAAUACGGAUAUAGCCAGAACACAUCUGGAAAAAGCGUGGUCCAUUUCUUUAACUAUUCCCCAUAUUGACGAUGUUCGGUUUGAAUCGGCAAGUGUUCUGGCUCAGAUGUACACAGAGAAACAGAAUCAGUUGCACCUGGCAAAACCAAUCUUACUUCAGGGCAUUGAGCUGUCGCAACAAGCACCCUAUUGGCAUUGUCGCCUUUUGUUCCAGCUUGCGCAACUACAUUCUGCAGAGAAAGAUUGGGUGUCUGCGAUGAAUGUGAUGGGAGUAGGGACAGACUAUGCACUGUCUGUAAGAUCUGAGUACACACGUCUCCUUUUUAUGCUGAGCAGAGGAAUGAUUGGUCUCAUAAGCAAAAACAUUCCAAGUGUGCACGAUGCCAUGACUCAAGCUGGACAUCUUAUUGAAACUUUUUCGGGUAAUCCACUUCAUAAAGAAUACCUGAAAGUAUUUUUCCUUGUUCUUCAAGUUUGCCAUUAUCUUAUGGCUGGACAGGUGAAAAGUGUAAAACCAGUACUGAAACAACUGCAGCAGAGCAUACAGACCAUAGCUCAUAACCAUUCAGAUGAUGAGCCAGUGGUAUCCAAUGCAGCAGAAAUGUUUCAGUGGUUGCCAAAAGAACACAUGUGCAUCUUGGUUUACCUGGUUACUGUCAUGCACUCAAUGCAGGCUGGAUACAUGGACAAGGCACAGAAGUACACAGACAAGGCUUUAAUGCAGAUAGAAAAACUCAAAUUUAUGGACAGCAAUCCUUUGUUGUCAUCAUUUCAACUCAUGCUUCUGGAACACAUCAUCAUGUGUCGUCUCAUUAUGGGCAACAAAUCCAAUGCAAUUCAUGAGAUUUUCCAAGCAUGUUACGUUUGCCAGCAACAACCUAGAUUGUUCACCACUCACGGGGCACAGAUUCAUACACUAAUUGGUCUGUAUGCAAUGUCUAUGAACUGUAUGGAAGCAGCAGAAGCUCAAUUUAAAACAGCUUUAAAG
This is a messenger RNA of Candidula unifasciata, 1194 nucleotides long. The record is from the annotation of a GenBank genome assembly. NCBI's taxonomy places the organism in Eukaryota, Metazoa, Mollusca, Gastropoda, Stylommatophora, Geomitridae.